Molecule: messenger RNA, 1533 nt
Organism: Nothoprocta perdicaria
Lineage: Eukaryota; Metazoa; Chordata; Aves; Tinamiformes; Tinamidae
Gene: TUBB3
Product: tubulin beta 3 class III
Exons: 3
Coding region: 159-1295 (378 amino acids)
Biological process (GO): microtubule cytoskeleton organization; axon guidance; mitotic cell cycle
Cellular component (GO): microtubule; cytoplasm
Molecular function (GO): structural constituent of cytoskeleton; GTPase activity; GTP binding
Source: RefSeq, a predicted model, not a curated record
UCUGGGAGGUGAUCAGCGAUGAGCACGGCAUAGACCCCAGCGGCAACUACGUGGGCGACUCGGACCUGCAGCUGGAGCGCAUCAGCGUCUACUACAAUGAGGCCUCCUCUCACAAGUACGUGCCUCGCGCCAUCCUGGUGGACCUGGAGCCGGGCACAAUGGACAGCGUGCGCUCGGGGGCCUUCGGACACCUCUUCCGACCGGACAACUUCAUUUUCGGCCAGAGCGGCGCCGGCAACAACUGGGCCAAGGGCCACUACACGGAGGGCGCCGAGCUGGUGGACUCGGUGCUGGACGUGGUGCGCAAGGAGUGCGAGAACUGCGACUGCCUGCAGGGCUUCCAGCUGACGCACUCGCUGGGCGGCGGCACCGGCUCGGGCAUGGGCACGCUGCUCAUCAGCAAGGUGCGCGAGGAGUACCCCGACCGCAUCAUGAACACUUUCAGCGUGGUGCCCUCGCCCAAGGUGUCCGACACGGUGGUGGAGCCCUACAACGCGACGCUCUCCAUCCACCAGCUGGUGGAGAACACGGACGAGACCUACUGCAUCGACAACGAGGCGCUCUACGACAUCUGCUUCCGCACRCUCAAGCUCGCCACYCCCACCUACGGCGACCUCAACCACCUGGUGUCGGCCACCAUGAGCGGCGUCACCACCUCGCUGCGCUUCCCCGGGCAGCUCAACGCCGACCUGCGCAAGCUGGCGGUCAACAUGGUGCCCUUCCCGCGCCUCCACUUCUUCAUGCCGGGCUUCGCGCCGCUCACGGCCCGCGGCAGCCAGCAGUACCGGGCGCUCACGGUGCCCGAGCUCACRCAGCAGAUGUUCGACGCCAAGAACAUGAUGGCAGCGUGUGACCCCCGGCACGGGCGCUACCUCACGGUGGCCACCGUCUUCCGGGGCCGCAUGUCCAUGAAGGAGGUGGACGAGCAGAUGCUGGCCAUCCAGAGCAAGAACAGCUCCUACUUCGUGGAGUGGAUCCCCAACAACGUGAAGGUGGCCGUGUGCGACAUCCCGCCGCGGGGGCUCAAGAUGUCCUCCACCUUCAUCGGCAACAGCACGGCCAUCCAGGAGCUCUUCAAGCGCAUCUCGGAGCAGUUCACGGCCAUGUUCCGCCGCAAGGCCUUCCUGCACUGGUACACGGGCGAGGGCAUGGACGAGAUGGAGUUCACCGAGGCCGAGAGCAACAUGAACGACCUGGUCUCCGAGUACCAGCAGUACCAGGACGCCACGGCCGAGGAGGAGGGCGAGAUGUACGAGGAUGACGAGGAGGAGUCGGAGGCGCAGGGCGCCAAGUGAAGCCGGGGCCCGGCCCCGCCGCCCCCCGCUAGCCGCCCRUAAGGAGCCCUCGCCGGCUUCCAGUUGCUUCCGAUUAGGGGUCCCGAGACCGCCAGCGUUCAGUAUUUACUAACAGUGUCCCCCGUUAUGAGUUAGCUCAGCCCCUGCCGCCGCUCUGACGGGAGCGCCCCCCCUCUUUGUUUUUUACUGGUUUGUGUCUAUUUUUUUUUUGAAUACUGAAUAAAUUUAUUGCUGUCCA